Molecule: messenger RNA, 8085 nt
Organism: Osmia bicornis bicornis
Lineage: Eukaryota; Metazoa; Arthropoda; Insecta; Hymenoptera; Megachilidae
Gene: Ubr3
Product: E3 ubiquitin-protein ligase Ubr3
Exons: 27
Coding region: 481-6297 (1938 amino acids)
Biological process (GO): ubiquitin-dependent protein catabolic process via the N-end rule pathway; protein ubiquitination
Cellular component (GO): ubiquitin ligase complex; cytoplasm
Molecular function (GO): zinc ion binding; ubiquitin protein ligase activity
Source: RefSeq, a predicted model, not a curated record
AGCGCUAGUGAUUACAAGCUUGCGGCUAAAUUCACAUGAUAUCACACACAUACAUACAAGCGAGGUUCGCAACAACUGUUAACUUAUCGUCGUAGAGUCACAUCGACAUUGUUAGAUUAACUAAUAACUCGAUCAGCAGAAUAGCCAACAGCAAAAUUUUUAGCUUUACCGUUCUUAGCAUAUUGGCGCCAUCCUGAAGGGGGUACGCGAAGCAGGGUACCAUUAAUUCGGUAGACAAGCACCAACAUAUAUUUCCUCCCUGUUCGUUCGCUUAUAGAAUACCCAGCUUCAUACGUCGUCUUCAGGAUGGCGCUGAUAUGUUAAGAACGGCAUAGUUAAAAGUUCUGCUGUUGGCCACUCUGCUGAUCGAGUUAAUAGUUGAUUAAAGUUAAUCGAAGUUUGUCGAAGUGGCCCUUAGAGGAUACCACAACACGUAUUAAAAUCAGCGUUAUCCUCGCUGUGCGAGGUCAAUUUUUCGCGAUGGCCUCAACUUCUAACAGCUCAGUUCAAUCACUGAUGAACAAGGGCAAACGUGAUGCAGCUGCUUAUAUUCAUGCAGAAUGUAGCAAAUUACCCCUUGACAGUGGCUGCCCAGAACCUCUUACUGAACUAUUGGAUGUUCUUUUAAAUCCUAGUAAAGCGAUCGACGACUGGGAGACCAUUGACUGGUGUAAGUGGUUAAUGGCUGGUGGUCGUACGCCAGAUGAAUUUUCCAACACAGUAAGAAUGUAUGACAAUGCUACAACAUGUGGACUAGUUUGGACACCAAAUUUUGUAGCUUACCGUUGUCGUACUUGUGGUAUAUCACCAUGCAUGUCUUUAUGUACUGAAUGCUUUAAAAAGGGCAAUCAUUAUAGCCAUGACUUCAACAUGUUUCUCAGCCAAGCAGGAGGUGCAUGCGAUUGCGGUGAUGCAUCUGUUAUGAAAGAAAUAGGAUUUUGUGAUAGACACGGCCCAAAAGCUGCUGUAGAUAAGUCGACUGCACCUUCAGAUUUGAUGUGUGUAGCAGAAGUAAUGAUGCCUAGAAUAAUUCUUCGACUUAUUCAACAUUUACGCGAAAAUUGUAAAGCAGGUGGCUCAGACUUUAGGGUUGUUAUCCAAAAUGCAGACGGAUAUUUAACCAUGCUUCUUGAUUUAAAUAAGAUGGGUGCAUUGAUGAGGCAUGUCAUGACAUCGGCGCUUACAAAUCCACAGAAGUAUAGACGCCUUAUGGAUCCUACUAUUUCAACUGGACAGCCAGAGUAUGAUAGUUAUUGUCAGGAUAGCAAUCAAAUAUAUCAAGAUGCAAUGAAAUCUUUACCAAAUCCAGAACCACCCGAUGAAUAUAAAGGUAAAGAAUGUGCAUCGUUACAAGAGAACUUAGAACAUACUACUUUCCUAGAAGAAUUAAUGUUCUGGACAGUUGCUUAUGAAUUUCCACAAAAAUUAGUUUGCCUACUGUUAAAUAUGUUACCAGAUCCAGAUUAUAAAGAAGCACUUACUCGUGCAUUCGUAUUGCAUUAUAGUAGAAUUUCAAUGAUGCUUGAACGUUCACCAGAUCCUGAUACUUUGAGUAAUAAAAUAGUUCAUGUCAGUGUACAGCUAUUUAGUAACGAAAGUCUAGCGCUAAGAAUGGUGGAUCAAUUAAAAUUGCUUCACGUCAUGGUUAUUGCAUUAAAGUACAUGAUGAGUAAGAUAUUAAUUCAGAAUACUUUACAUGAUCCAGAUAAAAAUUUUCACUAUGUAGUAGACUGUGAACGACAAGUGAUGAAGGAACAUUGUUAUUGGCCAAUUGUAUCAGACUUAAAUAAUGUUCUUUCGCAUAAGCCUAUAGCUGUUAGGUUUAUGAGCGAUGAUACACUUCUAGAAAUGUGGUUUGACUUCCUGUCUAUGUUUCAAGGAAUGAAUGUGAAUCAGCGAGAACUAAGCCAACACGUUGAGUACGAGUCUAACACAUACUAUGCGGCGUUCAGUGCCGAGUUAGAGGCUAGUGCAUAUCCGAUGUGGGCUUUAGUCUCCCAUUUGCGUGGACCUGAAAGUGCAACUUUCACUCGUCGGGUUCUUACAUUUUGUCUCACGGCGUUACAAGAUUGGUUAGAUGCUAUAAAUUUCACUCAUCCAAAUGUGAAUGAUAGUUUACAAGUGUCGUUUCAUCUUCCACUUCAUCGGUACUUCGCUGUUUUUAUGUGUCAAGCAGUGCGUCAACAAGGGGCUGUACUUAACGAUUUAUUACCACCAACCGAUAUGUUACACCUUCUGAUGAUGCAUCCUUUGCGAGUUCAGGUGGCCUUCUAUGAAAUUGUAAAUGGACUGUGGGUGCGAAAUGGGUUGCAAAUAAAGGGUCAGAUAAUGACAUAUAUACAGUGUAAUUUUUGUAAUUCUAUGGUAGAUGCAGAUCUUUAUCUUCUACAAGUCUGUGCAACCAAGUUACAACCAGACAUCUUUCUAAAAACAGUCAUUGAAAAGUUUCACAUUAAGGAAGAAAUGAGCCUUUGUUUAUACAGAACAUCUCAAAGUGAAUACUUAGAUGCAGACCAUGAGACACCUAUGCUAGAAAGUUGUUUGACAUUCUUAGCUACAUUGGUUAAUGUUAGAACAAAUCUAGGUUUAUCUGAUCCUGAAAUGUCUCGCUUAGAAAUGGUCACUCUAUUAUGUAUGGGCGAUAAAACUCACAGUCAGCUAAUGGAAUUAAUGCCAGAACGUUGUGGCAGUACUCAAAAUAGAGAUUUUGAAGCUGUAUUAGCUGAUGUAGCAGUAUACAGAGCACCUAAUCUUGAAGCUAGCGGAAAUAUGCAACAGGGGAUGUACGGUCCUCAACCCCGUGUUUGGGAGGAAUUAUUUGACCCGUUACAUGUCUUGCUAAGAGUAGCACAAAAAGGGGAUUUCCAGAUGUCAAUGGAUCGUUUUACCGAAUAUGUAAAGCAGUCAGGUAAAUUGAAAAAUAGCGCAACGCCAUGGCCACCAUUUAGGCACCCCGCUCCUGUUUCACCUGCCUACGAUGAUCCACGAAUUGUAUUAAGAUCUAGAGUUUUUCAUGCAAUGAUUUUAAUAAUUUUGUAUAAAGCUGUGUAUGGACAUAACAUAUCAGAACAUGUAAUGGCGCUGACUAUUUAUUUACUAGAAAUGGCAGUAGUUACUGCAGAGAUACCUGACAAAUCUUUGAAUCCUUUGUGUCAGUAUAAUAGAGAUGAAUCAUCUCGGGUAAUAAAAGAUAUGGAUUUAUCUGGUUGGUACAAGAGUGAUAAUUUGUCUGAGAACCUGAGGACAAUGAUAUCUCAAGUUAUUUUAGUCCAAGAAUCCGAGUCAAAUAGCUCAGACAGUGAAUUUGAAUGGGAAAUUCCGGGAGACAUGACUGAAGUUGGAACUUCACUCAUGUUGAAUGAUGGAACAGAUGAACUUUCUUUAGAAGUUUUGGCAUCUUUAGAUGGUAUUAUCGUGCGUAGCUCUUCUCCUAUACCUGGUUUACCACAAGCAAACGACCAGUAUCGUAUGACUAUUGUACCUGACGAUGGAAUCGUUGCUAUAUCAGAUGCUAAUAGUGAAGAUGAUUUAAUACCUCUACAAAGAGCUUUGCCACCAUCCACCGAAGAAUCCAUGGCCCUUGCCCUUGAAUCACCUCCUUUACCAAACAACAUCGGAGGACAACCUGCGUUACCACCUGCGCCUCAUCGGCCCGCUGUUAUGGCUGGUAAUGGUAAUGUAAUAAUAGCCGCUGCUCAAAGUGCGUACUCACGAUUAAGUAAUUCGAGAGUGACAACGACAGAAAUUGUACCAUCUACAUCGAAUUCUCACAAACACUUCAAAAGGAGAGAUGCACAAGGUGGCCCAUUACAACCACAAACAGUAAAAGUGGGCGAGAGUAUAAUUUCGUUGUUAUUGAAAUUACAUUCACAGCUAUCAGGUGUACCGGAUAGUUACAAUCCCGAACAAAGUGGAAUGUCAGAUAACGAAGCCAGUAGUAGUACAGCUGCAGAACCAAAAGAGUGUAGGAUCGGUGACGGACCAUUCUUUAUCGCGCAGCUACUAAAUAAAAUAGCAAAUUUAGAUCCGAUGUGUAAGGAUGCUAUAAACGAAGCUAGAAACAAAUUAUGGCCUCGUAUGCAAGAGUGUGAAUACAAGCAACGAGAGAAGGAACAUCGGGAAAGAGAGGAGAGACGAAGGCGGGCAAAAGAAAGGCAGCAAAAAUUAAUGGCUGAAUUUGCCAAUAAACGAAAACAGUUCAUGGAAAAAGCUAUGAAAACAGGAGGAAAACAAAUAUUUUCAGAUGAGGCAGGAGUAUCUAGUAUGGAUUGGGAUCAAGAAGAAAAUACAGCUAAAUUGACUAGCAAGAAGGAAUACGAUUGCGUUAUUUGCAAUCAAACUAGUCCUAGUACUGAAGAUAAACCUAUGGGUCUUGUUGUAUUGGUUCAGGCAACAAGUGUUAUUGGUCAUGAGCGACAGCAAACAGAGAGAUUACCAUUACCUACUUCCGACGAUGACCCUCCUAUACCAAAGGAUGAUACACGGGGUGCCUAUUUUGAUCGUAGAAUGGAUGAACUAAAUCGUCAUUUCGAUACUGCUUCCUGGCUGUUAUCCGUCAAUUUAGGGUGGGAAGGUGGAGUUCACGUUCAAACAUGUGGACACCAUUUACAUUUAGAUUGUUUGAAAUCAUAUUUACAAUCCCUUCGCAAUCAACAAAGGCAGCAAAGUCUAGCAGUGGAUAGCGGGGAAUAUCUAUGCCCGCUUUGUCGUCAGUUAGCAAACUCAUUUCUUCCACUUUCUCCGCAGUUAGGAGAAUGUGCAGCAGUUGUACAAUCUCGUCAUGCCUCUUCUGGCACGAUACUUUUGGAGUUAAAUAAUUUGUUGAAAGAGAUACAACGAAAUCCAAUCUCGACGAAUUUAGCCAUGGCAAUGGGCAAAGCCAUGGAGGAUAUGACGAGUUGCACAUACUUAAAGUAUAAACAAAAGAACUGUUCUCCUAGUCACCAAAGUUUGUUCCUUUUCGUAACUUCUAUAGCUCGAACUAAUUUCGAAGUUGAACUCGUUCAGCGUGGUGGAUCGUUGUGUAUCUCUCCGCCCACGACGAUACCUUUAACACCAAAACGUGAUUGCAUUGUUGCACUUCUUCAUGUUCUGGCAAUGCAUGCAAGAGUAUUGACAGUGUGGCCUGUACAUCAUACUUGGCAGCAAUUAUCUGGACUACCUACCGAACCAGCAGCUCCACUUGCGUUAACGUUACACGAGAAAGAAGUUCCUUUACUCCUCAGAGAUCCAACUGCUCUACUUAUACAGUUUAUAUUAUUACUUCCUUUGCACAUGGAUCAAACGUAUUUCUCUAGUGUGGUAAAGGUAAUCUACAACUUAUUGUACUAUCAGGUAAUAGUACAAAUAAGCUGUGGUCUCACGCAAGCACAAAGAAAUACAAUCUUAAGGAGAGAAUAUGUCGAACGCGCUCCCAUGUCUUCGGAAACUAUGCUCUACAGAAUAAUCCAAUAUUUCAACGACAGCUCGCUCUAUCGUUCGGAUGAUAUCGUAUACAAACCAUCGACAUCAUCGUCAAAUUCGUACGCAGGAAUUAAAAUGCAUAGUAUCGAGCAACAGAUACAAUCUAUGUGUUUACCAUUCCUACGAAUAGCUGCAUUGCUCCGUUAUCAUUUGUACGAAGAACCAUUGCCUUUAGUUAGGAUACCACAGACUGAAUUUGUGAGAUUAGUAUAUUAUUUGGAAUUAGUGUCGGAGGGUAUGGAUUGGAAUGUCUUUAAUUCCACGGUAGCUUUGAAUUGGCAAGAUUCAGAAGCAAGUUUCACGGUACCACGUUUAUGGUGUGACCAGUUUCUGGCUUUCUUGAAUCGAAGUGACGUAGCUAGAAAUUUGAUAAUGGAGCAACACAUAUCGUGGCAGGUACCGAAGUUACUUAGUCUUCCAAGGGAAUACGAGAAGAUUUUCACAUAUUAUCAUGAACGACAGUGCCGUCAAGGUCACUCGAUUCCCCAAGAGAUUAGUAUCUGUUUGUUAUGUGGUGCCAUUGUUUGUCUGAGACAAAACUGUUGCAAACAGAUGAAUGUAUGUGAAGUUGUUCAACAUUCAAUUGACUGCGGAGGUGGUACUGGUAUAUAUUUAGUUGUAACAUCAACUUAUAUCGUUGUAAUACGGGGUCGGCGAGUUUGUUUAUGGGGAUCUUUGUAUCUCGAUGAUUUUGAAGAGGAAGAUAGAGAUCUGAAACGCGGAAAACCAUUAUACCUAAGUCAAGAUAGAUAUCAAUUACUCGAACAACAGUGGUUAGCGCAUAGGUUUGAUCAUACGAAAAAAACAUGGGUAUGGCAUCGUGACAUACUGUGACAUUUUAAAAUGUUACAAACUAAUCACUUUGAAAUAAGUCGAAGACUUUCAGCAGGUUUAUUCUCAUACAAUGCCUCGCCAAGAAAUAACAGCGCUUUAAGAAUUAACAGAUUGCUCUAAUACUUUACGGAUAAUUAUAUUUAUUAUGAUAUAUACAAUGAGUAAGUAGACAUAAUUAUUGAAUGAAAGUAUUACAAAAAAAACACUGAGGUGAGAGCUGAACUAAAAUUGUUUAUAGUCAUAUUUCGAAAGAUUAUAUCCGAAGAAAUGUAUGUUUUGAAUUAAACACUGUACAUUUUAUUUAAGUAUAUAUAUUACGUCCUAAUUAAAACAGUACUUAUUUAGCGUAUAGUAUUUCUACUUCAGAUAUGGAAAACGAUGAAAUUUCUUAGACCAAGAUUGAUUACUAGUAAUUAGAUAAAUUAUAUCAUUGAGAACAAGUAAUAUCAUUAUUAAUAAAAUUAUUUUUCCUUUCUUUUUUCUGUUAAGGUAAAUUAAACUUAUCGUGUGCCUCUUUUUAAUAUAGAAAAAAAAAAUAAGGAAAGAAGAUUCAUUAUGUUCUAUAAUUUAUUACUACAAUUAUUUUGUUGAUUAUUAUGAACCUCAUUUUGAAACUUUUUUUUCUAUUCAAUUUUUUCAGAAAUAGAACAUUACUAUUUUAUUUUACCUAUUAUAACUUGAAUACUAUAGAGCAUUAUUUGUGAACAUGAAAAAAUUAAAGACUGAUGUCUUUAUCAUAAGAUUUCUGCUUCUGAAUGAAUUUAAUAUUGUACUGAACUCAAUUAUAAAUCUCUAUGUAAUUUAUUGCAACUCGUAACACGUUUUAUUUUAUCUAGUUUUCAACUGUACAUGCAAAAGAGAAAGGUGUAUUAUGUAUGGAUUUAUAAUUACAAGGUGAAGGGAAAAUUUCCACGUAUACGUUAAAUUGGCAAUGAUGUCUAUUCUAUUCUAAUAUAAAGAGCAAUUUUGUACAGCGAUAUUUUUAACCGUCUCGAAGAUGACAUAAAAAUUAUGUUGGAAAUAUAAAAUUAACGUAUGUUUUUAUUAUCAAAAAUCCAGAGUCAGCAGUGUAGUAAUAAGUGAGAUUGUUAUUAACACCACAUGAAUGUUAUUGUAAAAUUGUUUUCUUGAAGAAAUAGUUUUUUGUUCCAACUUAAUGAUGCGAACUCUUUGCAACAGUUUGUGAGAAACUGUAGUAAAUUAUUCGCUGAUUAACGAACUCGUAAUUCAGACAAUAUUUGAUGCAUUAUUUUUUUGUAUGCAUAUUAUGGGCUGUGUAUAUGAACCUAUAAAACUCAUUUUAUUAAACGAAAUAUUUAUCUAAUCGCUGAUUUCUUUUUGCACCAGUGUAUAACAGUUAAUUAAGAAAUUUAACUGUGGCAAUUGUAUUGUUAUUGUUUCUGAAGAAGCAAUUUGAUUAUGAAACCUCUUGUUUAUUUAAAUAUAUCUAUUAAAACUCUAUUAUUACAUGAUAUAUCAAUUUUUAAUACACCAGUAUAAAAGAAAAAUUUCUAAAUGAUUUAAAUUUUUGUGAUACUAACGAGGCAAAAAAUUGCUUCUUCCCAAGUUUAUAGAUCAUUGUAAAUAUGUAAUAAUGAUAAGACGCCACAUAUUAGGAUUACCAGUUAACUCAAGAUAAUCUGUACAUAGUUAAUUAUUUUUACGAAUGUCCGCUUAUAAUGUUAAAAGUUUGCGAAUAAUGCGUUAAAAAGUGCUAAAAAGUAAGUAAUAAUAGUAAUUAUUAACUUUGUUCAAUGUAUAAAUAAAAGCAAUCCUAUAAAAUGAAAA